Myxozyma melibiosi is the source of this 2202-nucleotide messenger RNA. RefSeq lists its product as uncharacterized. Gene Ontology annotation, molecular function: protein binding. The record is from RefSeq and is a predicted model, not a curated record. The transcript is spliced from 2 exons. Gene Ontology annotation, cellular component: cytoplasm. Bases 1 to 2202 code for a protein of 733 amino acids. NCBI's taxonomy places the organism in Eukaryota, Fungi, Ascomycota, Lipomycetes, Lipomycetales, Lipomycetaceae.
AUGGCCUCGCAGGGCUCGGAUGCGAACAACCCCUCUGCUGUCUCUCGUAUAUUUGAUCAGGCGCUGGCUUCUACGUCUGGAUCUUCUGAGCAGCAGCAGCAGCAGCAGCCGUUGCUGGGCGCGAGCAGAUUCAGCAGCAACCAGGCCAGUGCAAACGGCAUCCAGCCACGGCCUCUAUUCCCAGCUACCCGUUUCGGCUCAGCCUCUCCUCCUUCAUCAGCCUACACAACCCCUCGCCAGCUCUCAGACUCGCCCGACGACGAGGACGAGGACGACGAAGACGACGACACGGCCGCAGACAUCAACGACGACGAGGAUGACUACGUAAAAGAUUCUCUCAACGAAUUCGACAACCUCUCGCAGGCCGACUCGAUCGUCGCCCGCCUGCCCACCGAGCUCGUCCUUCAGAUCUUUGCAUCCUACGACGAGCCGCGCUACCUCCGCAACGUCUUCUUUGUAUGCAAGGCCUGGGCUCGCUGCGCCGUCGAGCUGCUCUGGUACCGGCCCAAUCUCUCAUCGCCGUCCGUGCUCGUCCGUUUCCUCAAAACACUCAAAAAGCGCGAUACUGCAUUUUUCCCCUACGGCCGCUACGUGCGUAAGCUCAAUCUUACCCAGGUCGCCGACAACCUCUCGGAUCCGAUGAUGAUCUCGAUCGGCGAGUCCUGCCACGAGCUCGAGCGGCUCUCUCUUACGGCCUGUCGCCGGCUCUCAGACGCAUCCCUUGUGCCGGUCUUUGAGCAGAAUCCAAACCUCGUCACCCUCGAUCUCACAAACGUCGAACUGCUCCGAGACCCGACCGUGCUUGCGAUUGCCAAAUCUUGCAAGGGCUUGCAGGUCCUCAGUUUGGUCGGCUGCAAGGAGAUCACUGACGAGUCUGUAAUUGCACUUGCAAAGGGAUGUCCGUCACUGCGGAGGCUCAAGUUGGUAGACUGCAACCUGAUCACCGAUGCGUCUGUGCAGGCGAUUGCCCAACAUUGCAGGCAAAUGCUGGAGCUCGAUAUUCAAGGCUGCGCCAACGUCACAAACCAGUUGAUCACGAUGGCGAUGACCGAGCUCGGAAGCCUGCGCGAGUUCAAGCUUGGAUUCAACCCCCAGGUAUCAGAUGCUGCGUUUGCGGCGUUCCCGCUCGAUGGCCAGCUGCGGCUAGAUGCGCUGCGUGUUCUGGAUCUGACAUCGUGUGAGUCGGUCACCGAUCUCGCUGUUCAGAGAAUCAUCGAUGUUGCUCCAAAGUUGCGAAACCUUGUGCUUGCAAAGUGCCUCUUCAUCACCGACCGGAGUAUCGGCCAGAUUGUGCGUCUCGGACGAUCAUUGCAUUACUUGCAUCUAGGGCACUGCGCCAACAUCACAGACAUGGGCGUCAGCUUGCUCGUGCAGCACUGCACACGUAUUCGCUACAUCGAUCUUGGCUGCUGCUCGCUUCUGACAAACAAUGCGGUCGCUGAUCUGGCUACGUUGCCUAAGCUACGACGAGUGGGACUAGUAAAGUGCCAGAAUAUUACGGAUGCGGCGAUCAACUGUCUUGUUCAGCGGAAAAGCGUUGGCCUCGAAAACUCGCUUGAGAGAGUGCAUCUUUCAUAUUGCACUGGUUUGACGCUGCCGGCCAUAUUUGAUCUGUUGAACAGCUGCCCGAGGCUAACGCACUUAUCACUGACUGGAAUUCCAGCCUUCCUUCGACCCGAACUGACGCAGUACUGCCGCGAGCCGCCACAGGAAUUCAACUCGCACCAACAGUCUGUCUUUUGCGUGUUUAGCGGGCCCGGCGUGACCAAGCUUCGACAGCAUCUCAACCAAGUCGUGCGCGAUCAGCAUAGUUUGUAUCUGCGCAUGCAGCAGCAGCAGCAGCAGCAUCAGCAGCGGAUGGCGGCGAUUGGAAUUCCAGAUGCGCAGGGAGCGAUCAAUCCGGAGGGACAUCUGCUGCAGCUGCAACAGAUGCUGCAGACUCAGCAGAAUGUUGCUGGACAGAAUCAUCAAUUCUUGGUCGGCGGGAACGGGCUCCCUGAUCAUCAGCAUAUUCUACCUCAAGACGCGGAGAUCAUCCAACCGGAUGCGAUGCCUCAACUACAUCAUCCGACGUUUAAUUUCAACGCGCAGCCGGGAGUCGGAGUAGGGAUUCAGAAUCUGCCGGGUUUUGCACAGCAGCAGCAUGAAGUUGAAGAGGACGAGACGAUGGAAGAUGCUGCGAUAGAUGCAUCAUUGGACUAG